This is a messenger RNA of Epinephelus fuscoguttatus (brown-marbled grouper), 7113 nucleotides long. Its product is annotated as fibronectin type III domain-containing protein 4-like. Bases 819 to 1523 code for a protein of 234 amino acids. Gene Ontology annotation, molecular function: protein binding. The record is from RefSeq and is a predicted model, not a curated record. NCBI's taxonomy places the organism in Eukaryota, Metazoa, Chordata, Actinopteri, Perciformes, Serranidae. The transcript has 7 exons.
UCCUCCUCCUUCUCCUCCAUCCUGUAGUGACAGGAUUUGUAACGUCAGUCUCGUGCAUGCCUCUUGUGUUUGUGUGUUUUCGGAUGUGUGUGUGGUUGGCUGGAGGAGUUACCACCGAAGCUCCUGCAGACAGACAUUUUCUCAUCCUCCGGGCUUUCCAUAAUCUGUCAGAUUAAACCAGCGCUGGAUGAGACGGACCCCCUUUGCGCUCCUGCGUCUCCAUCAUCCUCCUGUGAGCCGAAACACCACCCCAUUUUCUUCUUCUUCUUCUCUGUUAUUUAUAUAAAUCCAAUAAACCGAUGUCUUCUUCCUCGCUGAAAAUGACAGCCGAUCUGCCUGAGCGCUGUCCGCGGUGCUGAAACUCCCGCGACCUUCCACCUGCCGCGAAGAAAAGGCGGGUUUGAUGCGUCUCUGGCUGACAUUUGACGCAAAACCAAGCCCGCUAGAUACAUGCAGAACCGAGGACAAGUGGCGGAAAGGGUCGAACUACCUGUUAGCUUCACCGGGCUCGGGGAUUAUGGUGCCUCUGCUGCGCGACGGGACUGAGAAGUGUCGUUUCAUAUUCAUUCUGCAUCUUUGAAAUCGCAGCUGCAUACCUACUGACCUACUUUGUGCAAGUUGGGGGAAUCAAACCGACGCAGGGGAGGAAGAAGAAGCAGUGCGGACUGUUGUUGUAAGAGGUGAAGGUGAUGUGGGAACAGUGGUGACCCCGUGGGGAAACUUCUAGUGAAACGCAGGAGAGUUAAAAAGAGGGGAGAGAGGAAGAGGAGAAGGCGUGCAGAAGAGCCAGAGGUGCGUGCGCGGAGACAGAGAAGGUUAUGACCGCGUCUCUCCACCUGGACCUCGGGCUGCUGCUGCUGCUGCUGCUGGCCUGCUGGCGAACACCGGGGAUGGUCGGAGCAACUGUGCCAGCAGCUCCGGUGAAUGUCUCAGUGACCCAGCUGAGGGCGCACUCGGCCAUGGUGACCUGGAACGUCCCUCAGGGAGACACCGUCAUUGGAUACUCCAUCUCACAGCAGAGGCAGGAUGGCCUGAUGCAGCGCUCCAUCCGCGAAGUGAACACGUCCAGCCGCUGGUGCGUGCUGUGGGACCUGGACGAGGACACACACUACAGCGUCCAGGUGCAGUCUGUUGGGCCACAUGGUGACAGCCAGCCCAGCCGUGCCAUCCACUUCAGGACUUUGGAGAGGAGUGACCAUUAUCCAGCUGGAGUCCUGGAUCACCACGAACCGGCGAUGGAAGGUCUUGGCAUGACUCCUCACUUACAGACAGGAGAGCUGCUCAUUAUCACCACUGUACUGCUGCUGUGGGCAGCUGUCAUCGCCCUCUUCUGCCGACAGUAUGACAUCAUCAAAGACAAUGACUCCAACGGCAGCAAAGAGAAAGCCAAGAGGCCGCUGGUCCGCGCCACUUCCUCCUACUACAACGCUUCAGCCGGCAGCUCACCCAUUUACCACAACGGAGCCGUGCGCAGCAGCAGGCUCCACAGAGCCUCCUCCUCCAUCAGCAUCAUUAGAGUCUGAGUUUUGGUUCUGAGACUUACUGUACAGCGCAGGACGGGUGGACUCAGUCAUGUGCAACAUUUGCCUGAGGAACUUCAGUGGGAUUAUCAUGACAGAUAGAGAAUUUACGGACCUGACUAGAGUCUUAUGUGUUGAAAAAUAUGGGGAAAGUCAGAAACACUUUGUGAAAAUCAAACUGGGGAGGAAAUGGAGGAAUACUGCCCUCUAGUGGCAGAAGACUGCAGCAUUACUGGGAUGCACACUGCAGCUUUUUUAGGAGCUUUUCCAGGUGAACUUCAGCGCAAGAGGACAAAUUCUGACCUGCAGCCAAACUCAUUUCCUGUUGUACAAAAAAAAGUUUUAUUUCUGUUACGUCUUCUCUCUGAUUUCAAAAACUAACUGUGAAUAUUUGCCAGCAUGUCAGCCUCAGAUUAAUUGAACAGCUCUGUGUGUCAAGUUUGAGUGUUUUGGUUUAAAAUAAGAGUGAAAGAGAGUGUGUGUACAUUUGUUUCUCACUAUUUUCUGUCAUUUCUACAUUUAACUUUACCUCUUCUGUAUUUUUCAUCUCCUAAUCAGUAAUUAGUUGUACAGUACUAACAUCAGAAACUGUGUAUUAUAUGUAAUUAGAAUAUGUACAUAGGUCAAAUUGAAAAUGUUGAGUAAUUUACAACAUGUUCUCAUUCCCAGGUCAUGAAAUACCAACGCUCUGUCACGUCCCUCAGCAUGGCCACCUUCGAUACCACCAUUUAGCAUCCCUUACAGCCCCAUUUCAUCAACCAACUGCGUUAUUAUACCUUUGGAACCAAAAGUAACCCUUCAGACAUGGUACCCAGACCCUAGAUUCCUUUAGCGUUUCCACCGCAAACAGUACUCUUAAAUGUGGGCGGGUUUGUUCAUCAUCCACAGAAUGAGUGUAAAAACACAAUAGAACAGGCUGCAGUGAGAGUCUCUCUCCGUGUAAUAUUCUAAAAUAGCAGGUUUGUGCAUUUAGUCCUUGUCAGGCAAACACUUGGUUUCAGUGUGGCAGGAGCCCACAGGAACAACACUCUGUAAUAUAUUUUUUUUUUAUCUCCAAGUGAGAAUUGGUAUAUAUGCAAUUCACAUAAUCCGGAAGACUUUAAUAUAUUUUCUUAACCCAAAAAUGGGAAAAAAGAAAAAAGCUAGGGAAAACUGUCUUAACAGUUAUUAUUAUUAUUAUUGUUAUUAUUAUUAUUAUUAUCACAAAAUUAUGUUACAGAAUGAUUACUAUUUUUAAGCACUAUUUCCAGGUCAUUUCCUUGUUUGUAUUUCUGCGUUUCAUUUUCUAUUUUACUAAUUUCUUGCAAAUUUUUGAGGUCAUUUUUCGUUUGUUGUGCAUUGUCCGCUUCCCGUGUUUUCAAAAGAAAUCAAGCCAAUUUGUUCAGGUUUUAAAGGGUUAAACACUUGAAAUCUGCUCAUUACUGAAGGUAUAUGUCUUUAAACUAACCCUAAUGUAAACCCAUCUGCUGCAAUACUUGACGCUGAGAGAAACUGACGUAUUAUAAAGAGCGAGAAAGGGUGGGAGGAAGGCAGGGGGGAUGAACUUGCACCCAGAAGACCACAGAACUUGUCCUGUGUCAAACCAAAGUAAAUCUUGUUUUAAUGUUAAGUAAUUUAAGAAUGGUCAUCACAUACUGACAACACUCACAUGAGGAAAUUACAUCACAUUAGGUUACAGAUGUACUUAUUUUAACUCACAACAUGAUGUUUUUACUCAACCUGACCAAGUACAGGGUUCCUGUACAUCCUUAAAAAUGUUAAAAGGCAUUGAAGUCAUUAUCUAAAAAAAAAGCCUUGAUUUUAAAAUGUCUUAAAUCAAUCUCUCAAAAGACAUACAAAAAAGUAAUAAUAAUAAUUUACUCAAUGCCUGUAAUAUCACCAAAGAGAGUAUAUUACAAUAAACAUUUUGCCAAAAGUCUUACUCACAGGCACGUGCACAUAUAGACCCCAGGUGGUGCUCAAGCACCUGCCCCUUUGCCCUUUGACUUAAAGCGACACUUACCUUUCUGGAAAUUUUAUGCUUUUCUUUGUUUAGGUUAAAAUGCUAUUGAUAAGCUGAUGGCACACUAAAAUGUAAGUGAAUUCCGCCAGAGAUAAAAACUCAUAAUUGUACCAUUCUCAUACGGUUCAAAGAAAACUCUGACCAAUCAUUGCAUUUGGACCGAAUGCAAUGAUUGGCUGAGCGUCCUGCCUGUCUUCCUCACGUGGAGGCCUCCGCUUCAUCCUAAGCUAAAAAGGGACGAGAUGGUCGCAGAUUUUCUGCUGGACAGGUAUUUUUAGUUUGCCUCUAAUGUAACAUAGGCUAUAACGUUAUAUAUGACUCCUCUUCUCUUCUACUCUUCUCUUGGCGUGUUACACUCGCUCUCCUCUUCCGUGUAUCUCACGUUAUCUUGCCAACGCCUACGUUUAUCGUAGAUGUAAUGAGGAGUAGGUCUUUGGAGGGAGGUGAAGUUGCAGGAGGAGGGGGAUGGGACUUUAGAGGGAGGCGGGAGUUGUGGAUGUUCAAAUUUUUUGCUGUGUAAAAUGCAAGAAAGGUAAGAGUAGCUUUAAGUACCCUUUUUGUAAGGCAUGUUUUUUUUCUCCAUUUCUUUGAAUAAUUUUCUAUUUUAGUUUUUAAAUGUAUGUUGUAUGCUCAACAACUGUAUUUCAGUUGAGACUCUGCCGCAAAAAAAAACGAGCACCCUGCAGAACACGUCUCCUUGACAGCCAGGUAACAACAGUGUUUGUCCUAAGCCUCCACAUUGUUUGUCACUGUUGUGAAAUUACACAACUAUUAAAACAUCUCAAUACAACCAGUCAAACUUCGGCAAUAACGCACCAUUAAGCAUAACAACAAGUAAGGUACCUGGUGUAAAACCACACCAGAUUCGGGUUCACCAGUUCACUGACUGCCUGGUGUGAGCAGAGACAAACGCAAAAUUGCUUUGCAAAUAUGUCUUUUUAAACCAAAAACUCAAUUUGAAUUGAAGUUUAUGUCAACCACGUUACAUUUCUGUUAAUUAAUUUAAACAAAAAUGACCUGCAGUUUGGGCCUGCGCCGCAUAAAGAGCACAGAGGAUAGUAGGGGCACAAAACAACAUGCAUCUGUUCUCUGGGAUUCAUGAACAAUAUUUGGGAGAUAAUUAUAAGAAUUAGCGCAUUACUAUUUCAAAAAGAAAGGAGGAGAAGAGAAUGAGGGGAGGAAGAGAGCAAACUAAAGAAAGCAAAGGAAAGGACUACAGAAUGAGGAGAGGAGAGGAGAGGAGAGGAGAAUGCACUUAGACAUUUCCCCUGCUUGUUUCUCUGCACAAAUGUUCUUUGUGUACUUAGGCCUCAAGCUCAAGAAACCUUCUGGUGCUGGCAGAUAGAAAACUCCCAGCAGAGUGCGCUUUUUGGGUUUUUUGCACCUUUUGCCCUUUUUAUUACCACUUGAGCCCGUGCCCUGCAAAAUGUCUGUGCCCGGUACUGCUCCCUCACCUACAGGUAAUGAUGUCAGUUCAUGUUUUUUUUUUUUUCUUGAAUUGGUCUUCAUGCCUUUCAGGCAUGAAGUAUGACUACUUCAUUCAUGAUUAUUUUCCUAAGUGUUAAUAUCCUUCUUUGAUCAUGAAAAACAAAAAUUUGGAACAAAUUGAUGUACAAUGUGAAAGUAUAAAAAUAUAUAUUUUUAAUGCUGUCAAACUAGAGUGUUCACAUAUUUUAACAUACUCCAAUUUUAUUCAAAGCGUUGAACCUUGCUCCUGUCUCCUCACCCACUCCCCUCUCUUUCUCACCUCCCUCUUGGAUCCAUCUUCCCUCAUUCAGCUCCUUCCUCUUGACUCCCCAGCCCCCCACACACCUUCCCUUUUAAAACUAUGUAUAUUCUUUCAAUGAACGUUUUCUAAAAAAUACCAAAAUCUUGUCAAAAAAUUGUUUUUGUCAAAAAAAUUGCAUGUUACAUUUUGAUAACAUUAAUUAAUUUAUUUACAGCUCAAAAGUCACUGCAGAUGAAAUACAAAGUUAACUGUAGUUGAAAUACAGCCAGUGCUGCAUGACGUUCAGUUUAGUGGGCCAUCUUGGUUUUCAGAGAUUUGUGUUGCACUUAUAACACCUGGCCAGUGGGUGGUAGUGUAUGGCAAGACGCAUGGGGGUCCAUGGUAGAAGUUUUUAUGCAACUAUAGCAUCAGUGUCCAUGCAUAUAAAAGGAAAUGUUUUUUAAAUAACUGUCUACUGUAGUGACCACAAGUCACUACAGUCUUAAUCCCACUUGCCUUACGAUGCAGUAACCCUGAAGUAGUUUUGUGGCCUAAACAUAGCCGUGACCUUUUCACAACAUUAUCCACUUGUUGCAUCACUGUCUGUCACAUAGAGACAAUAAAGUGUGUCCUGUGCAUUGCUAUGAGACGCUGAGGGGCAUGACAAAAUGUCAGUAUUUGAUGACCUGGGAAUGAGAUGGGGUUGCAAUCUAAGUAUAAUUCAAACAGAUAUUUGAAUAUAUGGGAUGCUGAAUUUACACUGUAAACUUUCGUAAUCUGUUUAAUUAAAUCAUCUCAUCAUUUAAAUGUUCAGAUAAUCACUCUAUAUUGUUAUCACGUCUUAAAAUUAAGACUAAAAGUCAGUCUGAUUGUUCACUCAUUAAAUUAAGUUGUUUAGAAACAAAUCAUCUCAUUAGCAUACUUCCCAGCCUGCAUUGUUUUGAAGUUACAACUUUCCAGAAUGCAACAGCAAAUCAGUCCUGUUUAACUUAUUUUGGUGAUAGAGAUUAUUGAUUAAAUGUUUUUAUUUUUGGUAUUGUUGGAUUGUAAAUUACAUGGAAUACAUGUGUAAAUGUAGUUUAAAGGAAUGCUUCACCUGCAAAAUGACAAUUUGUAUAUUAAUUACUCACCCAGUGUUAACUGGAAAUUGUGAGGAAAGCUUUGUUUUUAUCACGUGCCUCCACAGUGUACGAAGAAUCCACAAAAGGCAAACCUACUUCAUGAAUUGAAGUAAACAGGGACCAGAUUUAACAACAGCAAAACUAUAUCAAAACAUCUGUUUACAAACUCUCACACAACUCAUGCAGUGAAAUCCAAUUCUCAUUUAUCCAUUCGUAUGCUCAGAACUUCCUAAACAUAUGAACACCUACAAGAAGCACGCCCUGAGCAUGUGCCUAUGUAUGAGCAGAGUACAGAUGCAAGCAUGUGCCCAGGCUUCCUACUUGGAGUAGUGUACACUGCACAAGUUCUGUGAGAGUUUAUUAAUUAAUCUUUUGAAACAGUUUUGCAGUUUAAGGAGAACCUUUGUUCAAGUUAUCAAAAUGUUCAUUUAUUUUGGAUUCUUUGUUCACUGGCAUGCGAGAGAAAAAAAAAUGCUUACUUGAUGAAUUCAACGUAACUCAGGGUGAACAAGUGCUAUACAAAUUUUGCAUGUGUACAGUAUUCCUUUAACAAGAGUCACAUCCGGAUACAAUCCAUGUCAUACUGUAGUAAUUAAAGCUGCACUAGGCAACAUUCUUCUCCCAUACCCAUUUUAAAUGCCACAUAUUCAGGCCUACUUAUUGUUUCUUGUCCUGACACAUUUAGUUUUAGCAAUGUUGCUGCAGGAUGUCUGGCCACACAAAUAAAGUUUGUAAAACUAAUAAUAAACUGGACCCAGUUGU